ACCGCUGAACUCCCACCUGACAUGACGCUAAGUGUAACAACAAUGGCGGCCACACUAGUCCCCGCACAUCUACCAUGAAGCGGUCUUGUUUUGGGGGUUCAGUCAGAAAGUUACCGUGAUGUUCUGGAACUCGGCAGCCCAGCGGGCCGGCGUUGUCCGGUCCUGGUGUCGAACCGCCGGCCUUAUCAGGCGCCGUCAGUCACUCUUCACCUCCGCCAAGUUGACCCGAGAAGACGUCGAGGUGAGCCGGACACUGAGGGAGUGUUCCCUGGCGGUGAGCCCCUUCAGCACGGUGCGAGCGCGGCUUGGGUGCAGUAUAUCCAUCCAGCCUGUGGACCCGCAUGCCUUCCCUGAAGCCGACCGAGCCUUCGUCACUAUCCGCGGAGGGAAGUCGCCAAGCGGCGAGGAGGAGGGUGUGGAUGACUUUGACGUCCAUUACGACGAAGACGGCAAGGAGCUGCUCAUCUUGGCCGAGAGGGACGACAGCAGCCUGUCGGUUCAUGUGUCUGCUCCCAUUAAGAGUAAUAUCGUCAUUAACACCCGUGGGAAAGGCAACGUGGAGGUGAAGAAUAUGGAGUGUGACAUCUGCCAGGUGCACACAGAAAAGGGCACAUGUUCACUGCACUCCGUCAAGGGUCAUCAAGUGGAGGUGCGCUCGGGUGGAGACGUCAGCGUGGGCACCGUCCACGGCAACGUGGACAUCAGCGCUUCCGGAGACAGUGCGGUUCGUGUCAAGAAGCUGCAGGGCACCACCAUGAGGGUCUCCACGGAACAUGGCGGUCUGAGGGUCAAGGCCAUCUAUGCCGAGUCCAGCUGCAUCUCGUCCAGCACGGGGGACGUGGAACUUGGACUCGUGCACGGGGACGCCUCAGUGAAGAACACAUCAGGGGACACACACAUAGACGGUUCAAAUGGCUCCUUGAAGGUUUCCUCUCAAACCGGGGUCAUUGACGUCUACGUGGGAGACGGAGGAAGCGCCGAGGUGCUCAGCCAGGAAGGAGCGGUGUGCGUACGCGUGCCGUCCUCGCUGAGAGCAGAGGUGGAGCUCACUGGCGCGUCGGUGCACAUCGGCCGUGAUGUGACGUUGCAUCAGCUGCAGAGGAACACCACGGAGAGCCACACCCAAGUUACUGGCUACAUGAACACUGACAGUUCGGCGGCGCAGCGGAUCAAAGUGACGACAAAAAGUGGCUCGGUCAGCCUGAAGACACAAAGCUGGUUCGAGUCCCUGAAGCUGGGGGGAUAAAAAAAAAAAGUAAGCUCACUCAAGAGACCAUCCGUUCCUGCACCUCCAGCAUGGGACGUAACCUCAGCUCUUAUUCAUUGCACACGCCCACCAAAUAAAUGAUCAAUAAUUACA
This is a messenger RNA of Entelurus aequoreus (snake pipefish), 1360 nucleotides long. RefSeq names its product protein FAM185A-like. The record is from RefSeq and is a predicted model, not a curated record. The transcript is spliced from 8 exons. Bases 119 to 1246 code for a protein of 375 amino acids. NCBI's taxonomy places the organism in Eukaryota, Metazoa, Chordata, Actinopteri, Syngnathiformes, Syngnathidae.